AUGGCUUUCAAAAAUCAUAGUAAGAGGCAAAAAAAUAAUCCAGUUGUGGAAGAAGAUGAAGAAUUAAUUAUAGAACUACCCAAGGAGCCCCGCUUUUCCACAACGAUGUCACCAGAGGCACAAUAUGCCAUUAUGAAAGGGUAUGAGGAUACAGUGUAUAAUUAUCUCUGUAAGAAGUAUCCAGAACAAAGGCCGACCCUACGGAGGAACAAGACACCCGUUUCGAAAGUUGAACUUCGUAACAAAACGGAAUCGCGCAAUGUACUUUCUAGCGAAGAUCGGGAUUCACACAAUGAACUUCCAGUAAAACUUGACUCGGAACGUGAGGAGAGUGAUGCAAGUUCUCAAAGCUCCUCCAACAAUUCCCCUCUGAUAGAGCAGUCAUUUGUAUUCCCUCCUCGUUCAGCAAAUAUGUCGAGACGAGCAUCUUUGCCUGCAACUUCCACACGUUUUAAGAAGUUUGGUCGAUCUGGAAGCCUUGCCUCUUCACCUUCUUUACCUGUUGACCAAGACUUGACUCGUGCGAAAAGUUUACCUAGUGUUAUCCCACGGGAAAAGCAGUUAGUCCUGUCGUAUCGUCUCCAAAGUGCUAUGGACAUCCUAGAUACCGUUCGCGACGGAUUGGGUGACAACUACACAUCACCAAGGAUCAGAGCCAGUAACAACAAAAUGAUCAAACCGGUGCUGGACUACAAUAAGUGGACCGGCGUCUGGGGACGGGAGUUUAACGUUUAACAAAAACUCGAAACAAAAUAAUUUGUAUACUAGAUGC
Molecule: messenger RNA, 772 nt
Organism: Ylistrum balloti
Lineage: Eukaryota; Metazoa; Mollusca; Bivalvia; Pectinida; Pectinidae
Exons: 2
Coding region: 1-735 (244 amino acids)
Source: RefSeq, a predicted model, not a curated record